AUGGCGUUCUACAAGGGAGCACUCCUUGCUCUGGGUGUUUGCCAACACGGCUCCUCUGCUACCUACUUGAAAGACGUGUCCAAGUAUGUCGACUCCAUUAACCCGGAGCUUUGGCCCAUCAACAAGGAGAUCCACGACAACCCUGAACUUCAAUACGAGGAGGUCAAGGCUCACAAGAUCCUGACCGAUUUCAUGGCCGACCAGGACGGCUGGAAAGUUACGCGCUCAGCUUACAACAUCAGCACAGCCUUUGUCGCCGUGUAUGAAGGUGAUGGUGAUGGUGAUGGACCGGUUGUUUCCUUCAAUGCCGAAUAUGACGCUCUUGUUGACCUUGGGCAUGCUUGCGGUCACAACCUCAUCGCCAUGGCCUCCGUAUCUGGCGCUCUCGCAACAGCUGAAAUCAUGCGAAAGGAGAAACUAGGCGGCAAGGUCGUUCUUUUUGGCACGCCCGCCGAGGAAGGUGGCGGUGGUAAGGUCAAGCUACUGGAUGCAGGUGCCUAUGAUGACUACAAGGUUGAUGUCAGCCUCAUCUCCCACCCCGGCAACGGAGGUGACACUGCUUGGAUGACAACCACCGCCAUCACCAGGUUUGAGAUCGAGUACACUGGCAAGGAGGCUCACGCCGCCGCUUCCCCUUGGGAAGGUAUCAACGCCCAAGAUGCAAUUGUCCUUGCAUACGAUGGCCCAGCCAUGCUACGUCAGCAGACGCGAAGGGACGAGAUCAUCCAGGGAUACAUCAAGUCCGGCGGGAGCCGGUACAACGUCAUCUCGGCCAAGUCGAGCGGAUUGUGGGCGCUACGAGCCAACAACGUCGACGCCCUGUCGGAUUUGACUGAGCGUGUGCACCAGUGUUUCAAGGGCGCUGCUGUCGCUACUGGAACAAAGCUCAACUUCACCAAGCUCCCCUAUGGCUAUACCGAAAUGAGAACAAACGACAUCCUUGCUCGUUCGUACUCGACCUGGUUUGCGAAGCUCGGCGGCAAACCCAUGGAGGAGGAAAAGGCAAAGGCUGUCCGAGGCUCAGCCAGUACCGACCAGGGUAACAUCAGCCACGAGUUUCCUUCAAUCAGCGCCGGCUUUGAGAUUCACUAUGACAAUGGGACUUCGCCAGCGACUGGGCCUCAUACUCCUGAGUUUGAGAUUGUGGCUGGGACCAGACGCGCCUUCAACGAGUCCCUUGCGGUGGGUAAGAGCUUGGCUGGAGUUGCGUUGGAUGUAUUGACGGUUGAUGGGUAUUUGGAUAAAGUUAAGGAGAACUUUAAGAAGACAGGGAAGUCUAGCCCUGAUAGCUGA
Fusarium falciforme is the source of this 1293-nucleotide messenger RNA. RefSeq names its product Peptidase M20 domain-containing protein 2. Lineage: Eukaryota; Fungi; Ascomycota; Sordariomycetes; Hypocreales; Nectriaceae. The transcript has 4 exons. Bases 1 to 1293 code for a protein of 430 amino acids. The record is from RefSeq and is a predicted model, not a curated record. Gene Ontology annotation, molecular function: dipeptidase activity.